Panicum virgatum (switchgrass) is the source of this 540-nucleotide messenger RNA. Its product is annotated as non-specific lipid-transfer protein 2-like. Lineage: Eukaryota; Viridiplantae; Streptophyta; Magnoliopsida; Poales; Poaceae. The transcript has a single exon. The coding region runs from base 44 to 349 and encodes 101 amino acids. Gene Ontology annotation, biological process: lipid transport. The record is from RefSeq and is a predicted model, not a curated record.
AUUCUCCAAUCGUUGCCAGCCGACCGCGAUCGUAGCGAAAGCCAUGAAGGUGUACGCGCUCCAGCUCCUGCUCCUCGUGGCGGUGCUCGCCGCCCCCUGCACGACGGUGGUGUCCCGGGCGUCCGGCGGCGCAGGGCCGCCGGCGAGGUGCAACCCGCUGGCGCUGCGCCCGUGCGCCGCGGCGGUCAUCUAUGGCGCGCGGCCGUCCGGCGAGUGCUGCGCCAAGGUCAGGGAGCUGGAGCCGUGCCUGUGCGGGUACAGUAGGAACCCCGACCUGAGGAGGUACAUCAACUCUCGGGAGGGCAGGAGGGUCGCGGCCGUCUGCCGUGUCCGGAGGCUCAGGUGCUAGGUUCGUGCGUCGUGUCCGUCUGUAACCGUUAACCGAUUCCAUGCGAUCUGAUGCGACGCCUCUAUGUAAUCUGGAUCUCCGUGUCUCUUUCUACCAUGUGACGUGCAGUUAGAUGGUGUGGACUAUUUGGUUACUUCGUGCACUCUGUUAGUUCAUUAUUUGUUCCCCGUGCUGUGUGGCAAACCGUUCAA